AUGCCCCCGUCCACCCCCCCCAACCUGGACUCCCUCGGCGCGUGGCUCGCGCUCCUGACGCGGUCGUCCUACCUCCUCUUCGUCGCGGUCCUCCUCGCGUGGUUCGGACGUCUCGCGUGGUUCGACCGCGAGACCGACGGCGCGGUCUCGUUCAACUACCACCCGCUCUUCAUGGGGCUCGCGUUCGUCGUCCUCAUGCCCGAGGCUUUGCUCGCGUACGCGGACCUGGAAGAGCGCCGCGGGUUCGGUCACGCCGCCGCGAAGAAGAUGCACGCGUGGGCGCAUAUCGCGGCGAGCGUCUGCAUCCUCCUCGGGUUGAUCUUCGUCUUCGCGAACCACUCCGCGAAGGGCAUCCCUGCGCUUUACAGCGCGCACAGCUGGAUCGGUUUAACCGCCGCGAUGUGUACGUUUCUGCAAGCUAUCGUCGGGUGCGUCGCGUACGCGCUGCCGACACUGUUCGGCGUGGGAGGGGAGUCGCGCGCGCGGCUGCUGCCGGCGCAUCGAUUCGCGGGCGCGGCGACGCUCGCGCUGGGCGCCGCCGCGUGCGUCGCGGGGUUCGUCGAGAAGCAGUCGUUCACGAAGUGCGCUCCGGACGCGUCGGAUAAACGGUGCGCGGCGCUGAGUUUGGUGAACGUCCUCGUGUUGCUCGUCGCGUCCACGGCGACGUGCGCGUUGGGGACCGUGUACGCGCGGUGGGUGGGGGGGGGGGGGAGCGGCGGCGGGAGCGACGGCGCGAAUCAAGGGUCGUAUCAGACCCUCGGGGAGGACUUCUGA
Molecule: messenger RNA, 774 nt
Organism: Micromonas pusilla CCMP1545
Lineage: Eukaryota; Viridiplantae; Chlorophyta; Mamiellophyceae; Mamiellales; Mamiellaceae
Exons: 1
Coding region: 1-774 (257 amino acids)
Molecular function (GO): oxidoreductase activity
Source: RefSeq, a predicted model, not a curated record